Molecule: messenger RNA, 3850 nt
Organism: Cadophora gregata
Lineage: Eukaryota; Fungi; Ascomycota; Leotiomycetes; Helotiales; Ploettnerulaceae
Exons: 9
Coding region: 1-3834 (1277 amino acids)
Source: RefSeq, a predicted model, not a curated record
AUGGCUCGGGUCCUUGUGAAGAAGAAUGUCGCGACCGCUGUCAAACUGGCCAUUGGCGAGGAACCUCCUCAAGACCAGCUUGCGCCUGGACACAUGCGUCUCUUUAGCUACUACAAGCCAUCUCUAAAGGCUGGACUGUACGGAAUUGAAGCACAGCAAGCAGUCACCGUUGGCUCGGAUUCCUUACCUAUCUGGAAUUACGAGGGAGCUGAAGUGAAUUUGAAAAUCAACCCCAAGCCAGUCUUGAGACAGAAAUUCCAAGUGCAAGCUCCGCAGUUCAGUCUUGACCCAAAGCUCGUUAAUACUUUUUACCCCCCGGAUGGGCAUCAUGAUGAAGGUCGAAUCCUUCCCCACAUUGUUUUCAAUGAUCCUCAUGUGCCAUGGCUCCGUGAAGCUGGUGUGGCAUACAAAUUCUUGUCGGAUCCGAUUGACUUGGGCUCUGACGGCAAAGGGCGAAAUCUCGUUCCUUGGAUGGCAUUAGUGACCUUUGAUCCGGAGGAACUUUUGGUGACUCCAGUUGAUGCCAUUGACAUUGGUUUCCAUGUCCUUCCUUCCCCCGAAGCCACAUCUCUUGCUGGAUCGCGUACUCCAGAAACAAUAGACCCACCUAUGCCUGUCACAGUGAUAGCAUCUUAUGAUCCAGAGAAACUUCCAGCCAAUGGCGCCUAUCAAAUGACUGUAGGGGAAUACUUCACGAAAAUUCCCAAGCACAGGGUCUAUUUUGAAGCAGGGUAUGAAGGAAGUGGAAAGCAAGACUUUGAUGACCUGAAGGUGUCCGCCGAGAUGACAUCUGUAAUAUUCCCAAAGAUGUCAUUGGUAAAGAAAAUCCUCGGGUCCAGGGUGACUGCAAAUAUCCCGAAUGGCCAGGACGAAGACCGAAUAUUCGAAGGUCAGAAGUUAUUGUCUCAUGUGAGGCAGGUGAAUACCAUGGGCUUUCCUGACGCUGGUAUCGAAGAAGAAGGCUUUUUUUCGGUCGUCAUAUCUUCACGAACUGGAAGAGUCAGGUGUGACAAUCCUCGCGCCCAGGUUGUUCACCUGAUCUCUAUAGAACAUUACGACUCAACACUCAUGGACGAAAAGUCCCCCUUUCCAAAACUCAAGGAUGACGAGAAAAGAAUUGGACUUAUAUCACUGCAUUCUUGGGUCUACACCUGUAUCCCGCAAGCGGUUGACUUUGUCGACACUAUGGCAGCCAUAGCCACUGACAUGCAGCCGCUGAAGCCACCAACGCUCUCCCUAAAGGCUAUGCUUGACGUGAAAUAUCCAACGGCUGCGUUGCAGCAUGCAGCAAAAGUUCUUCAUGACCGACUUGAGAAGUCUUACACUCUUUCGAGAUGGAGAACCGCCACAGGUGAAGAAACUGUGGCGUUCAAUAGAGGCCCUCUUGUUGGUGCCUCCACCCCAACUGUGCCUGCCGCUGUUACACACAACUGGCCCAAAAUUUCCAUGACGGGGAAGGAUUACCAAGUUUUCGAUCGAGACAUCGGCAUCAUGGAUUUGACCUAUUCAUCAGCAUGGUCACUGGGUAAGGUUACUGCUAUCUCAGACUCGCCCUUCAAUGCCGCCCUCCUUCGAUUCCGAUCUAUGGUUUGGACAAAAGCUGCAUCAAACACACGCCUACUGACCAAUAAUAUCCCAAAGCCGAGAGAGGUGAUGGAAAGAUCAACAGCGAUGGUAAGCACUGUCCGUGGCUUCAGGCCAGAAACAUUCUCUGGGGAUGUUUCACGUAUCAGUCCACCCUCCACCAAUUCCGUCGCUCCACCACUGUCCGAUCCUGCUGUCGCUCCAAUAUUCGCAAAGGCCGUUCAGCUCACAAUUGAUCGAUAUGCUGGCACGGUCGGUGGCAAUUCUCUCUACAACGACUUCAAUUUGGACGAGGCUGCAAAUUCUGACUGGGAGCUGAUUCAUUCAUGGAUCAGUGAUUGCCUCUACUUGGCCCAUAUCCCAGCGCAUUAUCUCUUCCCCGAACCUUCUCAUAUUCGUGCGAGGCCAGAAACUGGAAAACCAAUUGCUCCAAAUCUUCCACCUGAGGCUCUUCGCUUUUUCUUUGUUGAUCAUUCAUGGCUCGAUUGUUUCAUCGAUGGUGCCCUGAGUUGCGCAAACCAUUUGGAACCAGACUACGAUUCCACUCGCCUGCGAAUUAAAGAUGUUUACAACUUCUAUCUAGACAGUCACAUCCAGCAUUUGAAAAACGUUUCACCUCCGGUACCUAGGUUUGGAUUUAUUUUCCGUUCGUCUGUCGUAAAAGCUAUACCAGAUCUCAAGAUCACUGUACUCUGUUGGAACUUUGAUCCUGUCACCAAAAGUUUCGGCGAGGAUCUUGACCAACCUCCAAGGAACCCGGUCGUAAGAUUAACCAAGAUGGAUGAUUUCACAAUUAUGUGUCUGAUGGACUGCCUACCUGAGGAGAUACACCAGAUUAAGAUCGCCCAACCACCGCAUCAGCAACGCUAUGCGAUGGGCUAUUCAUUGAAAGCUGAAGAUGGGAAGCCGAUCAUUUCCGAACUUCAGGUUAGGAUGCUUUACACCAACAAUGCUCCUGAAGGAACUGGAGAGAAAGCAGUGUGGCCUUUACUUCCAGGUCCUGGGACUGCCGCCAAUGAACAACCUCUCGAUGAAGUCCAAAAGAAUUACUACGAUGAGAAUACCAGGUUGAUAAAGCCGAUCACUAUUGCCGAUUCUGUGAACUCGAUUCUCUUGAGGUCCCAAAAGUACAAGGGAAUGUACACGGAUAAGGUUGCCAACGCAUGUGUUCUCGGGUUGGAACUCAGCGAUCCAUCUUAUUCACUCAUUAUAAGGCAGCCAAUACCAACUCGAGAGUCUCCCUUCCCAAAUUUUCGGCGUCAGCUUUGGACUGGGCUCAAUCGUGCUGCACCUGCGCAUGAGCCCAGGGGCCGCCUUUCCACUCAAAAUCUUCCUUCGGAGCCUUUGAUACGGUCUACAAGUACUGAUCCGAAAGACAUCAAGCUGCCGCCAACUUCACCACCAAGCAGCAGUGUACCAAAACUGCCAGGCCAGCCACGUCCAAAUUUGUCUUCUAUUGUGGUUAUUCCGUUCACAACCACUGGCACGCCUGGGCCAGGAACUAUCCCAGAACCUCAAUUCACGUUACUCGUGCAUGUUGAUUAUCGCACUCCCCCCCCAGCCCCGUUGAUAACGGGCAAUGGCCAGUUCUGCUAUGCGCCACUCGACUUUUUGCCAACCGACACCAAGUAUCUUUACGAUGUCAUUUUCGCGAUUAGACGCAGACGUCCCCAAGAGAAUCCUGGCUACAGAUUGCUAGAACUUCGAAUCGAGAUGCCCAUUUCCCCAGAUGACAAGGACUUGCCCGACAACAAAAACAUCACCCGCGAACCCCUAAUUCCGAUGGGAGGGUAUACCGGCCCAGGGGCUCGCAUGGUAAGGAACCAGCGCUUUGUUCCGACGUUGUAUAACUCUACAGAUGCAGCUGGCAAGCCCAUCCUCGGUGUCAAGCUGAUUCCAAGGUCUGGCAGACCAGACGCCACUAUCGAGCUUCGGAAUGACCAAAAGACAACCGAUGCCAGUAUCAGGCUUGCGGAGCUACCUAUUGCAAGAAUUGCUAAGCCGCAACUGAAGAACAUCGCUCAGAUUGAUGACAAAGGCAACGGGCUGAACAAGGUCAUAUUACAGCCUCGAGGAGUUGUGAAGUUGGUAUUACGAGAAACAUAUGUGAUGGCAGAUGGGAGUAAAGUCACAUGGGUGACAGACGGUGAGCCGAGGAAGGCAAGGCCCGGUGAGAAAGGCGCUCCGGUUCCGCUUUUGGUUCUGAAGAAGGCGGAAGGUGAUACGGAUUUCUAUAAUCAGGAGGUUUGACUGUACUCGAAAUAUA